Messenger RNA from Saccostrea cuccullata (small rock oyster), 1289 nucleotides. RefSeq names its product BTB/POZ domain-containing protein KCTD7-like. Bases 89 to 850 code for a protein of 253 amino acids. Lineage: Eukaryota; Metazoa; Mollusca; Bivalvia; Ostreida; Ostreidae. The record is from RefSeq and is a predicted model, not a curated record. Gene Ontology annotation, molecular function: protein binding. The transcript has 2 exons. Gene Ontology annotation, biological process: protein homooligomerization.
UCAAGUUCCGAUGUCACGGGAAAUGCCGAGUUACGCGUCAUUAUUUGUUUACAAACAUUAGCCUAUGUAGCCUAUCCUUUCGAGAAGGAUGGAAGGAUCAGUGGAUAAAAGGUUUCCCCCAGUUAUUGAGCUCAAUGUGGGAGGAAAGCAUUACACAACCACUUUACUGACCUUGGUGAAAUGUAAGGACACAAUGCUAGCUGCAAUGUUCAGUGGAAAUUAUGAUGUUAAGAAAGAUCAACAUGGGCGUUACUUUAUUGAUGCUGACGGGGAGAAUUUCCACUACAUCCUGAACUACCUCAGAUAUGGAGAGCUCCCACCACAGGAAAUAGCCCCAAAGAUCUACCGGGAGGCUGCGUACUUUGGCCUGCAGGGAAUGGUAGAGGAGCUGGAAAAACAUCCAUCCUUUCUCGCCAAAAUCCACAGGGAAAGCUUCAGGGCCCAGUUUCCAGGUUACACAAAACUUGUGAAUUCCAUCAUCAACAAAAUUUAUAAGGAUUCUUCCCAAAAUACAGAAACUAUUUCAUCAAUAUUGGUGACACUGUUUGCCAAAGACAAAAAGCCUAAACUUGAAACAUUUGAUAAGAACCACUGGUGUACGAUGAAAGUCAAGAACAAGAAACAAACUAAGGUGGACUUCAUCCUGGGUCCCUGGACCAGCCGGACAACGGAGAAGGAGGUUAUGGACUGUAUCGCCUACGACCUUAAGGAGCGGGGUUUUACCCUGACCAAGGAGGCUAUUGGGCAGUGUUCAUAUAAAUGUGACAGUCCGCCAGACUACCCAGGGGAGGCAACUGUAGAAAACUGUCCCAAAGCCAUCUACAAAAUCACAUUCCACUGGUGGAAAUAAUUAUCAUCAGCCAUUACACUCUGUUAUGUCUAGGGCAACAAUUGAAGUUGCUUGUUAUUUGUUUGUUUGAACUACCUCAGUUACAUAUAUAUGUCCUUUUUCUUAAAAUCUAAAUAUGACUUUAUUUAAAUAAACUUCAGGACUUUUACAAUUCAAUUAAGCAUGUAUAUUUACAGCUUCCUUUGAGAAGACAUAUUUGUUACUUUUUUUUUUAAUGUACAAAGUUGUUUGCACUAAAUUCCACAAGCCUAAGUCAAUGUACAUAGUUGUUUUAUGAAAAGUUAUAUAUCUAUCUUUUCUUGAAGAAAAACUUUUCUAUAGUUUUAUUAUUUUAGGAUAUUGCCUUUUUAUUAUGUAAUCACAUAUUUUCACUGCACUGCCAAUUGUAAAAAUCAGGAUUUUAUUUUUCUUUUGAUAUAUACAGAUGUUUUGUUUUGUU